Molecule: messenger RNA, 2882 nt
Organism: Hippopotamus amphibius kiboko
Lineage: Eukaryota; Metazoa; Chordata; Mammalia; Artiodactyla; Hippopotamidae
Gene: CHST9
Product: carbohydrate sulfotransferase 9
Exons: 5
Coding region: 237-1523 (428 amino acids)
Biological process (GO): proteoglycan biosynthetic process; carbohydrate biosynthetic process
Cellular component (GO): membrane
Molecular function (GO): sulfotransferase activity
Source: RefSeq, a predicted model, not a curated record
GCGCCGCGCUCCUGCCCACCCCGCGCCCCGCGGCGGGCGGAGUCCGCGAGAGUUUGCCCCGGAGCUCCGGGAACUUUCCCGCCGAAGCUCCGCUCCCGCGAAAGCAGUACCUGCCGGCGCCCUCCGCUCCCCUCGGCGCUCGCGAGGUUACUUCAUGGAACGAGCGAUUAAGAGAAAAAGAAAGGAUCAAAGCUCUGUCGAAAACCAAACCAUGUGAUCUUCAGAAGUGAGGAGAGAUGCAGCCAUCUGAAAUGGUCAUGAACCCUAAACAAGUCUUCUUCUCGGUGCUGAUAUUUGGAGUAGCAGGGCUACUCCUCUUCAUGUAUUUGCAAGUCUGGAUUGAAGAACAACAUACAGCAUGGGGGCCUGUAAAUUACUUGCAGCCUAUACCCAGAAUCAUGACUAGAGAAAAAAUCCAGGAACAUAUCACCAACCAGAUACCCAAGUCCCACGUGCUCGAGAAUCCCAAGGAUAAAAAGGAAAAUCUACUCAACUCCAAAAGGCCUACUAGGGACUUCAUGGAAACCAACCACUCCCAAAGGGAGGCUCAAGCUUUGCGUAGGAUCACAGGGUCACCAACAAUUCAGUUGACUGAAAAACACCAAGGGACUAAGACCCUUCUCAGGAAGUUCAGAGAGAUGGAUUGGCCGGUGGACAUUCGCCCUUUAAACAAAAGCUUAGUCACAGAUAGCAAAUGGAAGAGAAUUGAUGCAACUCAAGAAAAACGGAGGUCUUUCCUUCAGGAAUUUUGCAAGAAAUACGGUGGGGUGAGUCGUCCUCAAUCCCAUAUUUUCCACAUGGUCUCCAGGAUCUAUGUAGAAGACAAACACAAAAUCUUAUACUGUGAAGUGCCGAAGGCUGGCUGCUCCAACUGGAAGAGAAUUCUGAUGGUGCUCAAUGGGUUGGCCCCCUCCGCGUACAACAUCUCCCAUGAUGCUGUUCACUACGGAAAGCAUUUGAAAAAGCUGGACAGCUUUGACUUAAAAGGGAUUUAUACUCGUUUAAAUACCUACACCAAAGCUGUGUUUGUUCGUGAUCCCAUGGAAAGAUUAGUGUCAGCAUUUAGGGACAAAUUUGAACACCCCAAUAGUUAUUACCAUCCAGUAUUUGGAAAGGCAAUUAUAAAGAAAUAUCGGCCGAAUGCUUGUGAAGAAUUAAAUAACGGAUCUGGAGUCAAAUUCAAAGAGUUCAUCCACUACCUGCUGGAUUCCCACCGCCCGGUAGGAAUGGAUAUUCACUGGGAAAAGGUCAGCAAACUCUGCUACCCCUGUUUGAUCCACUAUGAUUUUGUAGGGAAAUUUGAAACUUUGGAAGAAGAUGCCAAUCACUUUUUGCAGCUUAUUGGAGCUCCAAAAGAGCUGAAAUUUCCCAACUUUAAGGAUAGGCACUCUUCCGAUAAAAGAACCAAUGCUCAGGUGGUAAGACAGUAUUUAAAGGACCUGACUAGAUCUGAGAGACAAUUAAUCUAUGACUUUUAUUACUUGGACUAUUUGAUGUUUAAUUAUACAACUCCAUUUUUGUAGUGUGCAUUCAUUUUCUAAAACUCUGUAUGUGCUUCAUGACGAAGGCCUCAAAUCAGCUAGUUGUAAUUUUCCUGUAAUUCUCUGUAUGAGGAAAAUUUAACUAAGUGCAAUUUUCUUGAUUUAAUGAAGAUUUUUACCAAAUCGUAUGAAACCAAUUGGCACAAAGUUAUAGGAAAAUUACCUAACAGAGACAUGUAAACAACUUCAGUUGCUCUAAAAUGUUUGGAGAAGAGCUGCUUUUGCAUUAUGGAUUAUAUUAUAGAAGCAGUAAUCUAGCCAGCUGCUACAUUAGCCACAACUGCCUCUUGCAAGGGUAAGAAAAGCGAUCUAAAAUAGCAUGAGUGUAUGUCUCCAUCCUGGAAUCUGUUGUCUAAAGUGCACGGAGAUAUUUUUAGCAGUCUGUGGCAUGUGAAUCAAACGUUGGAUAGUUUUCUUACACCCCUGGAAAUCUUUCCAUCAACCGUAAUGAUAAAUCAAUUUCGAAAUGGUGCUUUGGACCUGAACAUUUUACUUUAGAUUGGAAGGCAUUAUGUGAUUUACAAUAUGAGAAUAUAGCAGAAAAACCAGAUGAGGUUAUGGCUUUUUAUAUUCAACAGCCAAUAAAAAAUGCACAACAUGCUAAGAUCAAAGCAACAAAAGAAACCUUCCUCUUCCAGAAAAACUUAAGGAAAUUGAUUCUGUUUCCUUCCGAGCCCUUUUUGCAGAGACAAAAUGAACGUAACCACUAAAAGUCUUCACUUUUGAAGCAGACGAUUGAGAAGUUUAAGCCUCAUCAGAUAUAAAUGUGCUCCUCAUUGCGGUUUAAUUGGGCAGGGGGGAAAUUGUUUCAGGAUGGAAUAAUCGUCAAAAACAAAAGUUGCCAAUCUGAAUAUAGACCUCAAACAAUAACAAAGUUUUAUAAGAAUAUUAUUUGAAUCACAGCAUCAUGUGCAUAGCUUUAUAUGUGCAAUGUACUCUAAGAAUAGCUUUUGUCUAAUUAUUCAGCUUGGGAAUGACUUUUUAAAAACUAAUAUACCACUUCAAAGAUAGGUUACGUUCUAGAGAAUAAACAUAACAGGAGCCCCUAGAAAUGUUUUUUAAUAGGCUUAUGCAUAAACAAAAUAAGGUAUUUUCUUUUCAAGUUUAAAUAUUCUAUACUAACAGAAUCAAAUACUAUUGUAUUCAAAUAGUCAAUCAAAGUCUUUGGAAAACAGGACCAUGUGUCACCCCUGUGAAAAGUUGUAAUGCAUUUUGGAAAUUUUUUCCAAGGGACCCUAAAUUUGUAGACACGUUUGGAUGGAAUAUUUAUUUUAAUUGGUCGAUGGAUACUGUGAGUUAAGCAAACCACACAUUCAAACCCUGUUUAAAUGCAUUUCUUGA